This is a messenger RNA of Carassius gibelio (silver crucian carp), 5479 nucleotides long. Its product is annotated as adhesion G-protein coupled receptor G2. Bases 3291 to 4910 code for a protein of 539 amino acids. The record is from RefSeq and is a predicted model, not a curated record. Gene Ontology annotation, biological process: adenylate cyclase-activating G protein-coupled receptor signaling pathway; cell surface receptor signaling pathway. Gene Ontology annotation, molecular function: G protein-coupled receptor activity. Lineage: Eukaryota; Metazoa; Chordata; Actinopteri; Cypriniformes; Cyprinidae. The transcript is spliced from 13 exons. Gene Ontology annotation, cellular component: membrane.
GCAAAUAAAUCCAGAUGCAAAGAACAUAAAAGUUAAACACAUGCAUAAACUUUUACUGAAGUGUUGCAUUUUAAUAUUUAUGUAACUUGAGCUUAUUGCAAUUGAUUCAAAUUUUCGACCUCCAUCACUUAUCCGAAAUUGCUUAGAAAUGCAAAUGAGGUUUGCCAAAUGCAAAAAACGCCGAAGGAGAAAUGCAAAUGAAGAAUCAGCUUAUGCAUUUUCCCGGGAAAUCAGCAUCACGAUAGACUUAUUAUAUUAAUAAUUAAUAGGCUUACGGUUGUGAUUUAUUGCAGAAACACAUUUUGGAAGAUUUCCAUUUUAUUUUAUGUAUUUUUUUUAUGUAGGGUCUACUCACUUAUUUAGCCUACUUGUAUUUUAUUUGUAAAAAAAUGUGCUUAUUUUUUCAAUUUAGAGCAAAUCAGUUAUGUAGUGUAGAUUUAACCUAUAUAUUUAACUGUAAAAAGUCAGAAAUGGAGUAUUUUUGGUUAAGCAUUGACUUGUAAUUGCUACUAUUGUAUUAUCAACCACAUUGUGCUCUUGACAAAAGAAAAAAGAGACGUGUAUGUAUGGCAGUAAUUACCCACUUGUGGUUUGGCCCUAGUAAUAAUUCAGACUAUUAAUCAUCUGCAGAUAAACAAACAGCGCUCAUUCUGUACGUAUCACUCCCAUUUAGCUCUCGAAGCCUAACCGAGGCCUUCAGCAGCAUUUAAAAGCGAAUCCUGUCUCGUAUUAAAAAGCUCAUGUUGCUCAAUAGACAUGCCACGGACAGAGUCUUUUCCCAACUAUUUCCUGAUACGAUUCCACUCCUGCCACAUCAGACUGAAAAACUGAUCCAUGUAAACAUUUCUGCGAGUCUCAGCGACCGCAGAGCUUUUCUCUGUCUCCAGCGAGAUGAUUUGGAGGAGAAGAACUCAAGCCACACAGGGAGAGCUCUGCUAUAUCUUGUCCAGGCAGAAUCCACGCGAAAAAACCCAUCUCUGACCACACGCCGUGGUCAUUUACUCACAAGUACGAGGUUUUAAAGAUUGCACGAAACUUCAGUUCUAAUACUGGGUGCUUUACUCAGAAUCAACAGUUGUUUUUUAGUCAGUAAACAUGUAAUAUCAUGUGCAUGUAAUGUACAUCUAUUAAAAUAGUCACGCAUCCUCAAGGUCUCUAGAUAUAGCUUGGUUUGGAUGAUUUUUAAAGACUUCUUGUCUGCUCAAGGCUGCAUUUAUUUGACCAAAAAUACAUUCAAAAAAUAGUCAAAUAUUAUAACAAUUAAAAAAAAAAAGUUUCUAUACAAACGUAUUUACAAUGUAAUUUAUUCCUGUCAUGCAAAGCUGAAUUUUCAGAAAACUAAAAGACAAAUGAAGAAUGCAGUUUCACCUGAAAUUGGCAUCGCCUUCGUGGAAAGAAAAAUGUCAAAAAGCAUCUCCUCUGUUAAACCACCAUCCCCUCUUUGAUUAUAUUAAUGUUGAGUAUUAUGUAAAUCUAAUGCAAAUUAAAUGAAUUCUUUAAUUAUGAUAAUUUAUGAACUAAAUAACGUUGACUGGCGAGUCAGAACUGGGUUGAGUAACAAGCUUGCUUGAAGUGAAGAGAUACGUUUCGUUUUGUUGUAAUAAAUUAAACACGUGAAGGGAUGCUUGGCUUCUUGGGGUGUGCUCAAUCUCUGUUCUUUCUCUGGUAGUGCAUUAGGCUGAAGAGAAAUUUCUGUCAUUUACAUAAUAUACUGUAAGGAUACUAGAAAGGAAAACAUUAUUCACAAAUAACCAUUUCUUUCUACAACUUUCCAACUUCUGCUUUUUUUUUUAUCAGUGAGCGGGAGUAUUUAGUAAGGAGGACUGAACCACAAUUAAAAGAGAGUCUUCAACAGGAGUUCAUGUUUUUAAGAAAUGGUGUUUAUAAAUGUUUGUCUUUAUAAAAUGCUUUGAAGGACACAGUUCUGUGGCUGUAUGACAAACAGUAGUGAAUAUUAAAGCAUAAAUAAAUAUUAAAUGUUUCAUCAGUGGUCCAUGCGAUUACACUCUAUCAUGUCUGAUGGGCUAAAUUUGGUUAAUAUCUGAAAGUAACUUUGUAUAUCGUUUAUGAAAUUUUAAUUUUCUUCUCUACAAUGCAAAGGAUAGACUUUUCCUUCCCCUCUAUUUCAGGAAAAAGUGCUGUUCCCUGUUAUUUUAAAGCUAAGAAACUGGGAACCAUUUAUUUCUACCGGCCAGUGUAAGAUCUCCGUGUUGGGUUGGAGUUACACACUCUCAGAAAAACAUUUCAGAAGGGAACAAUAUACACAGUUAAUGGUAAAUAUUUAUUGGUACUAAUAUGCACCUUCCAGGGGUAAAAAAGAUACAAAAUUGUUCCGUUUGAAAGGUUACCGCCCCAGUGACAGCUUUUGUAUCACUUUUUUGUUUAUUGCUUAUUGCUUUACACCCAAAGUGCUUUUCAAUCAAAUGAGGGGAUCUCUUCUUAACCACCACCAGAGAGCAGCAUCCACCUGAUGAUACAACAGCUGUGGUUUUGUCCUUUUCUUGAGCUGUUCCUUUAAGAUCAUCUGAUUUUAGUAUCACAGCCAUGCUAAUAAGCCCACAACAGGUACAUGAGUCAUCCAGGAAUGUUGGAUGGCCAGACACUGAAGACAACGAUCGUGUCCGACUUCAGAAGACAGGUAACAACCACAACCAAGAGGACACGGAUGGAACUGCAUCUUGAAAAAGUCUUUUAGUAAAUCUGCUCUUUUAGUUGAAGUGCCCAUGGGAAUCGCUGCAGACAGAAACACUGCUGUUUUGCACCAUCAUGCCAACCGGAAGUUGAAAGGCUUUGUGGAGAUCGACACAUUCAUUCAUUGGGCUUCAAAGCAAAAAUCUGAAGAUUAGAUGCACCUGUUGCCUAUUUAUACCUGUAUGCACGGGGCGUGGCUCAGGUAUGCAAAAUUCACUAGACUAAUUUAAUUGGCAUUUUUUCUUAAAGUCAGAGAUGAUUGGGGCUCCCAAGUGAACCCUCAUAUGUCAUCACAACAUAACUCCUAGUGAAUGACAGAUAAGGAACUGGAUCUGAUUGUACCCAGAUAAUGAAAUUCCCAGUAGAGUCCAAAAUGAACAUGAUUUGCAUGUUUUCAGAUAAACUGUAUAUCGGUUUUCAGCGGCUCAUAAGCCAACGGUUUCAUAUGUUGAUGCAUCACACUCUCUCAACUCUUGGACUGUGUACUUUAUCUAAAGAAGGUAAUAAGAAAAAUAUUUGGGAUUUAAGAUUUAUUUCCAAAGUCUGUGGAAAACAAGAUAUAAUGUGUGUCUCUAUCAGGCCGCUGUCUCUGGGGAAUUAUGUUUGGACAAAAGCAGAAUUUGCUGUGGCUGAUGAUCAUCUGUUGUGCUACGUGCCAGAUAACAGGUUCAGAAAACUCGACAGAUGAGUGUUUCUGGAACAGCAGUAACUCAGCAGUUCCAGUUAUUACAUGGACCUGUCAAUCAGGUAAUGGGUACUUAGAAAAUCUGGAAGUUGUUGAACCCUUAGAAGCAUCAGGCGCAAUCGACGAACUGGAGUCUGAAAUGGAAGAAAUGGAAAAUAAAAAUAUAAGCAAUGCAGAGAUUGUCAUUGGGAAUGCUAACGGUCUUCUCCAAAUACAUGAUGAGAACACAACAACUGAAGACAUGUGCUACUCAUCAAAUCAGAAUAUGAUAAACGUUGUUGACUGUCAAAGCAUCCCAAAUACAAACUUUCUAUGGGCUGUAAAGAUUCCCAAGGAAGCUGUGAAUAAAUCACGACAGGAAAACAAUGGAUGUGCAUUUGUUGCAGUUCUACGGUUCAUAAAUAUGAUAAACAAGAAUCAAACGAAAAACCGGACUGUUUUGAACAAUGAGGUUUACGGAAUAGCGAUGAAGGCCAAUAUCACCAACCUUACUGACAAUAUUGAAAUGUUCUUUAAACAGAAAGUUCCGGUCAGUAAGGCAUCCUGCAUUUCUUGGGAUGGAAACGGAGAACUUAACUGGACGACGUUCGGCUGUGAGACAGAAACAAUCGAACAAUCAAACACCAUAAAGUGCACCUGCUCACACCUGACGUUCUUUGCCGUGCUGAUGAUUCAGUCAGAUACAAAUGUAACAGGGGUGCAUUUACAGUCAUUGACUUUUAUCACUUCUAUCGGCUGUGGCAUCUCCAUAUUUUUUCUGUUCAUGGCUUUAUUGAUGCACUUCCUGUUUCGGAAAGCCAAGUCAAAUCAGGCCACAAAGAUCCUGAUGAACAUGUUUGCGGCUUUGUUUCUACUGAAUGCCUCGUUUUUGUCAAACGAGAGCGUCGCUAACACAGGAGACAACGCUGCGUGUGUCUUCAUAGCGCUGCUCCUGCAUUACUCCAUGCUGGCCUCAUUCACCUGGUUCUUCAUUCAAGCUCUUCAUAUGUACUUAUGGCUCAUCAGACAGAACGUCUCCAUCACAAACUACAUGAGGAAGAUCACCGUGUUGGGCUGGGUGUGUCCGGCUCCAAUAGUCGUAGUUAUUGUUUCUGUAGGAGGAUAUGAAGCAGUGAUUCUAAACACAACAUCUGGAAAAAUCAUACAAAUGUGCUGGACUACAAAUCCUUAUAUUCACUACAUAGUGAACAUUGGCUACUAUGCUUUAGUUUUCAUCUUCACGGCAGGAAUCUUCAUCAUGAUCGUCACUAAGAUCAUUCAGUCCAGAAUCAUAAGAUCGACUGAAGACAAGAGAAAGACGUUCAGAAAGCAGCUGAUGAUGGUGUUGAGUUUGUUCCUGCUCUUCGGUCUGACGUGGUCUGUGGCGUUCUUCAGUUAUGGACCGAUGCUCAUUCCCUCAUAUUAUAUAUUCACUGUGCUGAACUCAUUACAGGGGUUCUUCCUCUUCCUGUAUUACUACCACAUUCACAAUGAUGCCGCGGGUCAGUUCUCUGAUGAUCCAGAAAACACUGACUCCACAUCAACCAUCACUUAAUCCAGCAUUAAUGCUGCAGAAAAUAUUAAUAUCUAUCAUACUUAAGACAGAAGGCUUUCUUUCUCUCAGACUUCUUUCUCUUAGAUUAGAAGUAGGUAUGUACAUAAAAAGUAUGACUCUAAAAAGGGUCAGUUAUACUGAAGUUACUCAAAACAAAUGACAAUUUUCUGUUGAUCAUUACUAAAACUCAUUACUUGUAGAAGGAUUGAAUUGUGCUUUCAAAUCUCUGAUAUGAUCUGAUAUGUUGAGCAUUAUAAUCAUCCAUAUGUGCUCGUGUGUGUGUGUCAGAGCGACUCAAACAACACUUAAAAAAUUAUUUGUAAAAAAUAAAAUAAUAAAUACAUAUUCAAAUUAGGAUGAAUGUCGACAAGCCUUUGGAUUCUGACAUUUGCAUGGUCAUUUUAUAAAGCAGCUCACUAAAAUCCACAAACACGGAUGUGAAACAUAUUUGGUUACAGGAAACACACACACACACACACUGUCAGAAUCAGUGAAUGCAUCUGUUUUAUGUUGCUAAUUAUUAUCUGUUAUAUUUCUCAGCAUAUUUUAUGUGAUUCUAAUUGACCCAA